Ascoidea rubescens DSM 1968 is the source of this 399-nucleotide messenger RNA. RefSeq lists its product as uncharacterized. The transcript has a single exon. Bases 1 to 399 code for a protein of 132 amino acids. Lineage: Eukaryota; Fungi; Ascomycota; Saccharomycetes; Ascoideales; Ascoideaceae. The record is from RefSeq and is a predicted model, not a curated record.
AUGAAGUCUUUCGGUUGGGGCAUUGGUUAUACAAAAUAUCAAGGCAGUUCGACAACUACACCAACGAUCAACAAAUAUGACCAAAAUCUCAAGCCAAAAAUACAACAUUUGGAUUUCACAUUAUCAUCAUUUUCAAUCAAGUUAUCCACGGGUGUUUUGCAAAAGCUUUAUAAUGGUUCGUAUACAGAGACAAAAUUUAAUUAUUGGAUUUCCAACUUGGAUACAACCCUAGCAAAAUCAUUUAGUUAUAUCAAUAAUGAUAACGAGUCCGACGCAAUAAUAACUUUCACUGACAGAUUAUAUCCAAUAUCAUUUUCACAUGAUGGAUCAAAGUCAUAUUUGCAAUCAGAUAUCUACGAACUAUUGUUGAGUACAAUUGCUCUUGGGAUCCUAAUUUGA